UGUAGGAAUCAUAAUUAAUUUCUACAACCGUUCUAUUGUGGUUGCAAUUGUCAUCAAUUGUAUUUAUCUAAAAAUAAAAAAAACCCGAUAACCCGGAUCCGUUUCCGAAAACAACAACAAACCCGGAUCCAUUUCCAACCCGAAAAACCGAACCACACCGAAUUCGUUAGAUCACACUCCAAUUUUCUCUCAGCUUAUGCAAAUCAACAAGGUGAUUGAUCAGGAAAAAUGGAUUCGGUUUCGAUCCGAGUGCCGUACAAAAACUUGAAGCAGGAGGUGGAACUAGUUGGCCUCGACGAAUUGGAGCUGUCGCGCUCCCCGCAGAUCCAUAAAUCAUCGUCCCCCGCCUCGGGCGGCGAAGAUUCGCCGCUGGAUUCUGAUCGGCAUCACGCGCCACCGAAUCAGUGCAGCUUAUUGACGCUGAUCCUCAGUUGUACGGUGGCUGCCGGGGUACAGUUUGGGUGGGCCCUUCAGCUAUCUCUCCUCACUCCUUAUAUUCAGACACUUGGUAUAGGGCAUGAAUUUUCUUCCUUUAUAUGGCUCUGUGGUCCGAUAACCGGCCUUGUGGUUCAACCUUGUGUUGGUAUAUGGAGUGAUAAAUGCACUUCAAAAUACGGUAGACGGAGACCAUUCAUUUUUGUUUGGAUCUCUGAAUGAUCGCUGUCGCUGUACGUCAUAGUAAUCGGGUUUUCUGCAGACAUUGGUUACAUUUUGGGGGAUACAAAAGAGCAUUGCAGUACAUUUAAAGGUACUCGGACCAGGGCAGCUAUUGUCUUUGUAAUUGGGUUUUGGAUGCUGGACCUUGCAAAUAACACUGUGCAGGGUCCAGCGCGAGCUCUGCUUGCUGAUUUAUCAGGUCCCGAUCAAAGAAAUUCAGCAAACGCCAUAUUUUGCUCUUGGAUGGCUGUUGGAAACAUUCUAGGAUUUUCCUCUGGUGCUAGUGGAAAUUGGCACAGAUGGUUUCCUUUUUUGACGAGCAGAGCUUGCUGUGAACCAUGUGGGAAUCUCAAAGCCGCAUUUUUAGUUGCAGUGAUCUUCCUUGCACUUUGUACGCUCGUGACCCUCUACUUUGCAAAGGAAGUACCUUUGAUGCCAAAGCAAUCACACCGUCUAUCAGACUCUGCUCCUCUCUUGGAUGGUCGUCAGCCAAAUGGAUCCGACCUUUCAAAAUCAAAAAUUAAUUCCAAACCCAAUGAAUAUGCAUUGGAAAUCAAGCCCGAGAGGCAUUAUACAACGUAUAAUAGUGACAGGACCGCAGAAGAAACCAAUCAGGAAAACGAUGAUUUCAAUGACAGCCCUGGGGCAGUUUUAGUUAAGUUGCUAACCAGCUUACGCCAUUUACCUCCUGCAAUGCAUUCAGUGCUGGUAGUCAUGGCUUUGACAUGGCUAUCCUGGUUUCCAUUUUUUCUCUUUGACACUGAUUGGAUGGGAAGAGAAGUUUUUCAUGGUGAUCCUAAAGGAGAGGCUGCCGAAAUUGAAGCUUAUAAUCAAGGUGUCAGAGAAGGUGCAUUUGGUUUGCUAUUGAAUUCUGUUGUUCUCGGAAUCACCUCCUUCUUUAUCGAACCUAUGUGUCAGCGGAUUGGAGCUAGACUAGUUUGGGCUACUAGCAAUUUUAUUGUGUUUAUCUGCAUGGCUGGCACUGCUAUUAUUAGCAUGAUAUCCGUAAGACAGUAUUCAGACGGGGUUCAACAUGUCAUUGGUGCAAAUGGAACUACUAAGAUUGCAUCUUUGGUUGUUUUCGCUCUUCUCGGCCUCCCUCUUGCUAUCACUUAUAGUGUACCUUUUUCUGUCACUGCUGAGUUAACCGCUGACUCAGGAGGUGGACAAGGACUGGCGAUUGGAGUUCUAAACCUUGCCAUUGUCAUACCUCAGAUGAUUGUGUCGCUUGGUGCGGGUCCAUGGGAUGCUUUAUUUGGCGGUGGUAACAUACCAGCAUUUGCCUUGGCAUCAGUUUGUGCUUUAGCAGCUGGUGUUAUUGCAGUUCAGAGGCUUCCAAAUCUUGCAAGCAGUUCUUUUAAGUCAACCGGGUUUCAUUUCGGUUGACCAACGAUGAAUCAGCUUCCAAACAUUUCUCGAUAAAAGAUAAACCUGCAGCCUGAGCAUGCACAUAUUACUACUACUACUCUCACAGAGAUGAGAUUCCACACAAUUCGUUCAUUCUUUUACCCUGGACGGGGAAAUAUUAUACGGUAAGUAUUAUUGUAUGUUUUAGUACAUUAAGUAAGCAUAUAUAGCAGGCUGAUAUAGGCCUGAUUUUCGGUAUAGGAAACAAAUGUAGGUCCGAUACAGGUUAAUGUCGAUCUUUUAAUUUUUCUUUUGCAACGUUGUUUAGUCAUUUGUCGUUUCAGGAAACCCCGUUAUGUACCAUAGUCGGAACACAUAAGUGAUCAAUACUCUUGAGAUAUAUUAUGCCUUAUAGCAUGUCUAUGUAAUACUGUUGAAAUACAAAUUUGAUUUUUUA
Messenger RNA from Erythranthe guttata (spotted monkey flower), 2461 nucleotides. The record is from RefSeq and is a predicted model, not a curated record. NCBI's taxonomy places the organism in Eukaryota, Viridiplantae, Streptophyta, Magnoliopsida, Lamiales, Phrymaceae.